Oldenlandia corymbosa var. corymbosa is the source of this 3555-nucleotide messenger RNA. Lineage: Eukaryota; Viridiplantae; Streptophyta; Magnoliopsida; Gentianales; Rubiaceae. The record is from the annotation of a GenBank genome assembly.
GUUUCUAACUACAAAAUCCAAAUGGUUAGUACUUAGGAUUAGGAUUUAAUUGUUGUUAGGAAAUGAGGAGUAUUAGUAAGUAUACCAUUUAAUAAUACCAAGUAGUAGUAACAAACUAUUGUUUGUAGUAUUGUACACUAAUAUAAUUGAAAACAAAAAUCUGUAGUAAAGAUUAUUUCAAAACUGUAAGAACGUACGCCACCAUGAUCUGAAAUCAAAUUUGCUGGCCUCCCAACAAAAUAACCCCCCAAAUAAAAACAAGAAAUUACGGAAAAUAAAUCCCCCAAAUCUAUCUCAAUUUCAGGGCCAUUUAUCAUCAUCAUUCUCAUCAUUUGUUUUUGUUAACAUUCAUUUGAUCCCCUCUUAUGUGAAUAUCGAAAUUUUUGAUUCUCAACAAUUCAAUUCCACUAGGGAUUAGGGGAAAGAAAGAUACACGGUUUUUGUUCCUGUUGUUCUCAUUAUAACUUCUUCUUCUUCUUCCCACCUCUCUCUUGGUCUUUGGUUUUUUAGUCCCCUUGAUUUACUUGAUACUACAAUCUGUUCAUACUAUUCAUACUUCUUGGAUUUGUUUUCUGUAAUUUUUGGUCCCCAUACACGCAACUCUCAUUUUGGGUUUACUCUCAAAAUCUAAUCUUGCGGCAGUUCCGCGUUGGCGGCAUUAAAUUUAAAUAGUCAGAACCGAUAUUUUGUGGCAAUUGUUUGAUUCCGAGCACGAUUGCUAAGCUGGGUAUCAAUUCUUUUUGCUGAUUUCAGCUGAUUUGUAAGUAUAUUGUUUGUUAUUGGAUUGGUUUUGUCGGGUUUGUGAACUGUAAAGGGGGGAAUGAGAUUUAGAUAUCUUGGUGGACUAUAUCUGAAGUUGAAGACAAAUUAGAAAUUGGGUUUUUGCUCAGAUUUAAAUUUUGCGGGAUUGAUUUUGUUGUUUUAGGGUGAAAUUUUUUUUUGAAGAGGAAAGAAUCAAAAUAGAGUUUGUUGCGAAUGUGGGUUAGAGGGGCGGGGAGAUGAUCGGCGAAGAAAAGACAUUGGGAAGACGACAAUGACUACUGGGUCAUUGGGUCUUCGACCUUCAGGAAGUUAUGGAUCAUUGCAACAACAGCAAUUCCAGAACGGUUCGUUGCCAAAUCAGGGUUCGCCGCCUCUCUCUUCAAGGAAGCCUUCCAAGAUGUUUAAGGACAAAGAUAGGUUGUUUCCGUGGAUUUGUAAAUUCGCACCUCGAAAGAAGGUUGGAAUGCUGCUCCUCUGUGCCGUUUCGGCUGUUGUAUUUAUGUGGGUUCUUUAUGUUGGCAAAGGUACUUCUUUUUUGGGCAUUCUUAAAUCUCCCCUUUCCCUGUUCCUGCACUUAGUUGUGUCGUCAUCUUACCCAGAAAGUACAGUUUUCAGUGCCUUUGAAUGCAACUUUAUGACAUGAGAAAGUGGUUGGCUUGUGCUUUAUGCUGGUUUGAUGCUGAAUGAUUGAUGCUUCUUGUUACCUAGGUUCAGUCACACUACUCUAUUAGAUAGAUAUAUGAUUAUCACUGAGUGCUUAUGCUGGCAAUCUAUGAGGGGGAGAGAUUCAUGCUGUUAUUAUGUUUUUUUAUUUUUACUUUGUUCAGUCCACAAUCUGAUCAUUUUUGCAUGGCUUACAGGUGAAGAUUCACCAGAAAACAAUAUGAAGAAUAUUCAAUUUAACAACACUUUAGAUUUUAGUAAUGGAGUCUCCUCAGUUAAAUUAGAGAAUGUAUCAGUUGAAGUUGGCCAUCCUGAGGCAAAUGUAUUGCAAAGUAGUGCAAAAACAAUCCAGUUGCUGUCUCCCCCGCCACCCCCUCCACCUCCUCUGACAUACUUUACAGGAUACACCCUUCCUCCUGGUAACCCAUGUGAGGGUUUCACGUUGCCACCCCCUCCAGCAGAUCCGAAAAGGACUGGACCACGUCCUUGUCCUGUGUGCUAUCUUCCUAUGGAACAAGUUCUGGCCUUAAUGCCGGAUGCACCUUCCUUCUCUCCUGUUCUGAAAAACCUAACUUACAUUCAUGAAGAAAAUGCUACUAAAACUGAGUUCGGAGGCUCAGAGUUUGGUGGAUAUCCUUCACUAGAGCAGAGAAGAGAAUCGUAUGACGUAAGGGAGUCUAUGAACGUGCACUGCGGAUUUGUGAAAGGAGUCAAGCCUGGACAAGGGACAGGUUUUGACAUUGAUGAUGCUGACCUUCUUGAAAUGGAAACUUGUCAAGGGGUGGUUGUUGCCUCCGCAAUAUUUGGAGCCUUUGAUUUGAUACGUCAGCCAAAGAAUAUUAGUGAAUAUGCCAGAAAAAAUGCGUGCUUCUAUAUGUUUGUGGAUGAAGACACUGAAGGAUUUCUUAGAAAUUCUAGUGCCGUGGACAAUGACAAGAAAAGUGGGUUAUGGCGAAUUGUUCUUGUUCGCAACCUUCCUUUCUCUGAUCCUAGGCGCAAUGGAAAGGUCCCAAAGCUUCUACUUCAUAGACUUUUCCCAAAUGCCCGCUACUCUUUGUGGAUUGAUGGAAAACUUGAGCUGGUGGUAGAUCCAUAUCAAAUACUUGAAAGGUUCUUAUGGAGGAAAAAUGCUACCUUUGCAAUUUCUAGACAUUAUAGGCGUUUUGAUGUGUUUGUGGAAGCUGAAGCUAAUAAGGCUGCUGGAAAGUAUGAGAAUGCUUCCAUUGACUUUCAGAUUGACUUCUAUAAGAAGGAGGGUUUAACUCCUUAUUCUGCAGCUAAACUACCUAUAACAAGUGAUGUUCCUGAAGGAUGUGUAAUCAUAAGGGAGCAUGUCCCCAUAUCGAACCUCUUCACUUGUCUGUGGUUUAAUGAAGUAGAUCGGUUUACUUCCAGAGACCAGAUAAGUUUCUCUACAGUGCGUGAUAAGAUCUAUGCAAAGACCAACUGGACAUUGAAUAUGUUCCUGGACUGUGAACGACGCAACUUUGUCAUUCAGGGUUACCACAGAGAUGUGCUUGAGAACCGGGGUUAUCCUCCACCUCUUCCUGCUUCUGUUGAUGUUGUCCAUCCUCCCCCACUUAUACAUAACCUACAACAGAAAAACACGUCGGAGAUUGCCGCAGGAAGUGGCAAUACUAGUCUGUCAAAGAAGCUUCCCGCGAAGCGUGGGAGAGACAGGAAAUCAAGACGCCAUCGGAAAGUAGCCGCGGGCAGCAGGGAUAUCACCCCACCUUGAAAAUUUUUGUUUAGGCGAAUCUCAUUCUUUCCUUCCCUGUUACAAAAUCAUCGUCACGGGGCAGUAAACUGUAAGUUGAGUGUCAUAGUAAUAUUUCAACCCAGGAAUCUCAUUCUCUUCAUAAUUUUUGUUCCAACAUUUCCCAUUUUUUACUUGUAAAUAUAAAAAAGUUUUGAAGAAAACUACCACUGAUGGUAGCCACUUCCCUUACCUUCUUGUAGCUUCCUUUGGUACUUACUGUCCAUCAUGAAAGUAAAAAAGAAAAGAAAAAAUAUACAGACUGGGAAUGAUUCCAUUCACAUUCCCUUGACAGUUAUUUGUUCAUUACGAGAAUUUGCAGUUUUGCCAUUCGAUACAGGAUCAGUACCUAUCAGUUAAUACUAGACUAGCAC